Messenger RNA from Caenorhabditis sp. 36 PRJEB53466, 793 nucleotides. The record is from the annotation of a GenBank genome assembly. Lineage: Eukaryota; Metazoa; Nematoda; Chromadorea; Rhabditida; Rhabditidae.
AUGGAGAACCGCAAUCAAAACGGUAACCUUUCAACACUUUUCCUCCGCCUAAAUGUGUACUUUUACAGAAGGCUUCUCGUCGGGUCACCCGCAAGGACACCCUCAGAAUCUGGUGCCCCCGGUUCAUGCAGCUCAUCAACAAAACCUCAGUCAUGUGGUUCUGGGGAUGCAGGCACUGAACAGAAUGCUGUCCUCGCUGGAAGGCCAGAUCCCGAUGCUCGGAGCAGUGCCGCCAGGAGCCACCGAGAGGAUCUGUGAGUUAUUCGGCAGUGCCUGGCAGCGCCUUCUUCUUUUGUCUUACAGUGAGAGCGUAUCAGUUGAAUGUAGCGGAACUGGGAGCGGAACAGGCGAGGAACUAUGGUUUGCAUGCAAUCCUUCAUACAACGAGCACCAGUCUGAGAGCACAGAAUGCCUGGAUUAGGAAUGUCGAACGGGAACUGGCGGAGAGAAGCGCGUCGGCUGACGAGCUUCGGGACCAAUUGGAGAGGGCGUUGAGAGAGAUUGAGAGGCUCAGAAAUGAGCUGAAGAAGGAGAAGAAUCAGAGGGAACUGCUCGAGAUCCAAAUGGGCAUAGGUCGAUCAGAUCCUACCAGCAGCCAGGCGACGUUGGCCCUCAGCGACAGCGGAUCCCCGGCGCCGACCUACCCGAACCUGGACCAUCUCUUUUAUGGCCGUCUUAGAGGUCAGUUAGUACUGAAAUGUUUUGUAACUUUUCAGUUUCAGGCAUUGCGGGAGAGCCAGAGGUUCAAGCAAAUGAAGAAGCCGGAGAAAAGGAGAGAGAUACCCAACCUUAA